Molecule: messenger RNA, 4004 nt
Organism: Phymastichus coffea
Lineage: Eukaryota; Metazoa; Arthropoda; Insecta; Hymenoptera; Eulophidae
Gene: Grp170
Product: hypoxia up-regulated protein 1
Exons: 9
Coding region: 290-3091 (933 amino acids)
Biological process (GO): cellular response to hypoxia; negative regulation of hypoxia-induced intrinsic apoptotic signaling pathway; endoplasmic reticulum unfolded protein response
Cellular component (GO): endoplasmic reticulum chaperone complex
Molecular function (GO): ATP binding; ATP-dependent protein folding chaperone
Source: RefSeq, a predicted model, not a curated record
CGACGUGUGAUAUACUUUCUCGCGAAGAGAAAAGAGAAAGCCAUUUUUUCUAUGACUUUCAAUAAAAUUGUUCAAUCGACAUUUCGUGCUGUUAUAGUGUAUUUUUUCUUAACAUCGUUUCAUGUUGAGACAGUUUAAUGCUUCAAUUAUUCGGUUUUAAAGCAAACGUUUUGUAGCGUCUACUUCGGCGACACGAUUUCUGCUCAAUGUUAAAAAUUAUUCUUUUUGUCAAUAGCGUUUGUUAAUGUUAGUAUAUAAAAAAGGAAUAUCAGUGAAGUAGCAGAACAACAUGGCAAACUGCAAAAAAUCAUCCGUUCUUUUAUUGUUGCUCAUUUCCAUUGGCUUUAUGACCAGUGAGACCUAUGGAAUUGCUGUUAUGAGUGUUGAUCUUGGUAGUGAAUGGAUGAAAGUUGCCAUUGUUUCGCCAGGAGUUCCCAUGGAAAUUGCUCUAAACAAAGAGUCAAAGAGGAAAACUCCAAUGGUUAUAUCUUUUAGAGAUGAAGAGCGGACAUUUGGUGAAGAUGCCCAAGUAGUAGGCACUCGUUUCCCGAAAAUCAGUUUCCAAUAUAUCUUGGAUUUGGUGGGUAAAUCAAUUGAAAACCCAAUAGUCCAGCUGUUCAUGAAACGCUUUCCAUACUAUGAUAUUGAGUCUGACAAUGAACGUAAUACAAUAGUCUUUAGAAUAGAUGAGAAAACAAUCUACACUCCUGAAGAGUUGUUAGCUCAAAUCUUACACAAAGCUCGGGAAUUUGCUCAAAAUUCAGCUGGUCAGAAGAUUAAUGAAGCUGUUAUUACUGUUCCUGGUUUUUUUAACCAAGUUGAACGUCUGGCUAUUCUUCAAGCAGCUGACCUUGCCAACAUUAAAAUAUUGCAAUUGUUCAAUGACUAUUCUGCUGUUGCUUUGAAUUACGGCAUUUUCAAUCGUAAGCAGAUCAAUGACACAGCUCACUACGUUAUGUUCUACGACAUGGGAGCCAGUAGUACUACAGCUACUGUUGUUGGCUACCAGAAUAUCAAAACCAAAGAGAGAGGUUUUCUUGAGACUCAUCCACAAGUCAGUAUUCUUGGUGUUGGCUAUGAUCGUACCUUGGGUGGUUUGGAAAUGCAAAUCAGACUGAGAGAUUACCUUGCUAAGGAGUUUGAUGCUAUGAAGAAAACUUCAAACUCAGUUUUCAAAAAUCCGAGAGCUAUGGCUAAACUUUUCAAAGAAGCUGGACGUGUAAAGAAUGUGUUAAGCGCUAACAAUGACCAUUAUGCUCAGAUUGAAGGAGUUAUUGAUGAGAAAGACUUUAGAUUGCAGGUAACCAGAGAAAAGUUUGAAGAACUCUGUGUUGACUUGUUUGAAAGAGUAGCAAAUCCAGUUAAAACCGCUUUGGAAACUUCAGGCUUAACCAUGGAUAUAAUCAGUCAAGUAGUAUUAGUAGGAGCUGGUACCAGAGUACCGAAAAUCCAAGAAAAAUUAAGUGCUUAUCUUAAAACUGAGUUAGCCAAGAACAUCAACGCCGAUGAAGCUGCUGCUCUUGGAGCCGUUUACAAGGCUGCGGAUCUCAGUCAGGGUUUCAAAGUGAAGAAAUUUAUUACGAAGGAUGCCGUAUUGUUUCCUAUUCAGAUCGUUUUUGAUAGAACUGUUGAAAAUAAUAAAGUUAAGCAGGUUCGAAGGACCCUAUUUAGCAAAAUGAACGCAUAUCCACAAAAGAAAAUUAUUACCUUCAAUAAGCAUAAUCACGACUUUUCGUUCGACAUUAAUUAUGCCGAGCUAGAUUACUUGUCCAAGGAAGAAAUUGCUGCUAUUGGUAACUUAAAUAUCUCUACAAUAUCAUUAAGUGGAGUUGCCGAAGCAAUGGCAAAACAUUCGAAGGAAGCAGCCGAAAGUAAGGGAAUCAAAGCGCAUUUUGCCAUGGAUGAGAGCGGCGUAUUGAAUUUAGUUAAUGUAGAGCUUGUAUCGGAGAAAACAAGCGUCGUCGAAGAAGAAGGUGCUUUCUCAAAACUUGGUUCAACAAUAAGUAAACUCUUUUCUGGAUCGGAAGCUAAAGAAGCUGAAAAGGUUACACUGCCACCAAAAGAUGAUAUAAGACCUGUUUAUGAAGAGCCUGAUGAAUAUCCAGAACCAAAGAAAGAAUCUGAUGAAAAGGCGAAGGCCGAAAAUGAAACAAAAUCUCCCGAAGGCCAAACGGAAAACAAAACUGAGAAAAUAGAAAAAGAAAUAAAACCAACUAUUGUUACUCUUAAAGAACCAAUCAAAGCUCACGAAGACAAGCUUGGACCAAAAACUCUUUCUGAAGACAAGUUCUUAGUUUCGAAAGAAAAACUCUCAUCUUUGGACAAACAUGAGAAUGAAAGAGUUCGUCGUGAAAGCGCUUUGAAUAGCUUGGAAUCCUUCGUAAUUGAUGCGCAACAAAAAUUAGAAACUGAAGAGUAUCAGAAUGCUCUUGUACCUACCGAUGCCGAGAAGAUCAAGAAAGCUUGCAAUGAAGUUUCGGAAUGGCUUUACGAGGAAGGUUUUGGUGCAAGUGCAGAUACCUACGAAGAAAAGUUGUACGAAUUACAAAAACUGACGGCUGAUGUAAAUGAAAGAGUGUUUGAGCAUAAAGAGCGACCAGAGGCCUUAAAGGGGAUGCUUUCAAUGAUUAAUGGAAGCAGAACGUUCUUAACUAACAUGAAGAAUCUCAAUGUUUCUUCUGAGAUUUUCACUCAAAUUGAAAUAGAAACUUUAGAAAAAGUUAUCAAUGAAACAGAGGAAUAUCACGCUAUGGUUAUCAAAGCAUCAUCUGAGAUGAAGUUAUACGAACCCGUGCUUCACAAAGUUCGCGAUAUCGCUAAUAAGAUGGCUAUGCUUGACAGAGAAGUAAAAUACUUGGUAAACAAGGCUAAGAUUUGGAAACCAAAACAAGAACCAACAUCGAACAAUGCAGAAGAAAUCAGUGAAAAUAAAACGAACGCUAGUGCCAGUGAUGACAAGAAAGAAUUUUCUGGGAAAAGAGGAAGGGAUGAGGCUGAAACGUUAGAAGCAGAGGAGACUUUGGAAUUGCCUAUAAGUGAUACAGCAGAAGCUGAGGAUGAUGAUUCUAAAGUUGAACAUCAAGAGCUCUAAAUCCAUAAUUUAUUAAGAGAAAAUUUAGGUAUUUUUCAAUGAUAGAUUUGAAGAUUGAAAUGUUUGAUGAUCAACUCGUUAAUCACUUUUCUGAAGAAUGAAAUUCUGAAUGGUUUCAGUUAUUGACUGGAUGAAGAGUGUUUCUGUUUAAAUAAAUUUUUAUCAAGCACAUUCAAUUUUCUGCAGACAAGACUAAAACAUUUUUUAUACUUUGACGUUAAUUUGGUAACUUUAUUAAUUAAUGGUAUCUUUCUACUAAAAAACUAAGAAUCACGUAUUUUGUAUAAUUUAUGUUCUGAUACAUCCACAGUGUUAGGGUACUUGAUUACAUCAAGCCUUCCAAUAAUUUUUAUUGCAUGCUUAAAUGUGAACAUGUAAUAUUUCACAUGUUAUUUGUGUGGAUAACGCGAUUUUGAUAAACAAAAAAAAUGUAAAAUGUAAAAGUGGUAUUUAAUGUAAAUUUCAUCUGCAUGAAUCGUUCAAAAAAUGUAUGAAUGGAAGCAUUUUUGUGUGGUUAAAUAUAGCACGUUUAUUAGAAAUAUUGUCAUCAUUUAAUGAUGAGUAAAGUGAUAAACAUCUAGAAGCUUCAAAAAGGUGCAUUAUCAGACUUUUUCAAUACAAAAAAAACUUCCUUCUUAAAAAAUGAAAGAUUCAUCCUCUCUAAAUGCGUACUUAAAAGCAUUUUUUCAUUGUUCCAUCUAUGAUAAACAGACAAAUGAAUCUUAAAUGAAUUUAGUUAGAUAAUUAUUUCUAAUUUUUAAGUUUCAAUGAAUGUAGCGAGUUGAUUUGUUUUUCUGAUAAAAGUAUAGUGCAAAUAUGCUGCAAUUAUAUAUAUAUAUAUUCAUUCCAAUUAAACUAAAUAUGGCGAAAAAAUUUUGUUAUUUAUUAUUCGGAGUGAAUAAAUUUGUAUUUA